Esox lucius (northern pike) is the source of this 3626-nucleotide messenger RNA. RefSeq names its product thrombospondin 3a (gene thbs3a). The record is from RefSeq and is a predicted model, not a curated record. Gene Ontology annotation, molecular function: calcium ion binding; heparin binding. NCBI's taxonomy places the organism in Eukaryota, Metazoa, Chordata, Actinopteri, Esociformes, Esocidae. Gene Ontology annotation, cellular component: extracellular region. The coding region runs from base 199 to 3072 and encodes 957 amino acids. The transcript is spliced from 22 exons. Gene Ontology annotation, biological process: cell adhesion.
UAGAGCGCGAGCGUCAGAAGCCAGUCGACAUUUGGUAUCGGCUCUUGAACCAACAUUCCGCGGUCAACUCACCCUGUAUAUGGAAGUUUCUUCUCUUUGAAAUAAAGCUCCAUUCAACAACGUCAAACUGGACUCUCAGUGGACAGUUAUUUGUUCUACUCCUGUUGACUCCCUGGACUACCACGAACCACUUGGGACAUGGUAGCGAGGCGCAUGGUGCCAGCUUUUCUGGCUGUGUCUGUAUUUCUAUUAGUUGCAACAUGUGAGCCAAUGGAUAAGCAGGAUAUGCAAGUUAUUGAUAUGCUGAGCCUGGACUCUAAGACCAGUGUGUCUGCAGUGAAGAAGGUGACAGGUGCCAUGAGGGUGCUCAGUGACAUCUACAUUGUAUCCACGUUCCGCCUGCCUCCCAAGAUGGGAGGGGUGUUGCUAGGCCUGUACGGCAAACAUGACAACAAGAAGUACCUGGAGCUGGCCGUCAUGGGCAAGAUCAGCAAAGCUCUGGUGCGCUAUGUGAGGGAGGACAACAAAAUCCACACGGUGAACCUCCAGAACGCCAACCUCGCUGACGGUCGCACCCAUUCCAUCAUCCUCCGGGUCGGAGGCCUGCGUCGGGAGAACCUACAACUGGAGCUCUAUGUGAACUGUAGAUUGGCUGACUCCAUCCAGGGCCUCCCGCCAUUGGUUCCUUUCCCCGAGGAGGCAGAAGGGGUGGAGAUUCGUAAUGGCUUCAAAGCUUAUGCAAGGCUACAGGGCGCUGUGGAAUCCCUCAAAAUGGCGCUGGGAGGCAGUGUGGCCAAAGCAGGUGCCCUGACAGACUGUCCAUUCCAGGGGGAUUCAUCAGUCUACAACACAGUGGGUGCGACUGCAGAAGUGAACUCCAUUUUGGGUGACCACACUAAGGCUCUGAUUGGUCAGCUGAUCAUCUUUAACCAGAUCCUGGGAGAGCUGCGAGAGGACAUAAGAGAGCAGGUGAAGGAGAUGUCCCUGAUUAGGAACACCAUUCUGGAGUGCCAAGUAUGCGGCUUCCACGACCCUCGUUCCCGCUGUUUCCCCAACCCCUGUUUUAAGGGCGUGUCCUGCAUGGAGGCCUUUGAAUACCCAGGAUACCGCUGUGGUUCCUGCCCCGAGGGCAUGUCGGGCAACGGAACCCACUGCCACGAUAUUGAUGAGUGUUCCAUAGCUCAACCGUGCUACUCUCCAGGUGCGUGUAUAAACACCGUGAAGGGUUUCAGCUGUGAGCCAUGCCCCCCAGGUCUCUGGGGACCUCCCCUUUUCGGCGUGGGACUCGAGUAUGCCAAGAACAACAAGCAGGAGUGUACCGACAUUGACGAGUGCACGGAGGAUGUCAACGCCUGUGUGCCCCACUCGAUAUGCACCAACAGCAUCGGCUCGUUCAGGUGCGGUGGCUGUAAGGCGGGUUACCUGGGGAAUCAGACGGCAGGUUGUGUGCCACGUAGCUCCUGUGCCAUGCUCAGCUUUAACCCCUGUGAUUCCAAUGCCCACUGUAUCAUCGAGAGGAACGGAGAGGUAUCCUGUGCGUGUAACGUGGGCUGGGCCGGUAACGGAAACACCUGUGGCACCGACACAGACAUUGAUGGAUACCCAGACCACUCUCUUCCCUGCAUGGACAAUCACAAGCACUGCAAACAGGACAACUGUGUUCUCACACCCAACUCUGGCCAGGAGGACGAAGACAACGACGGCAUCGGAGAUCAGUGUGACGAAGACGCCGAUGGGGACGGCAUCAAGAAUGUGGAGGAUAACUGUCGCCUAGUGACCAAUAAGGACCAACAGAACUCCGACUCGGACUCUUUCGGGGACGCCUGUGACAACUGUCCCAAUGUCCCCAACACCGACCAGAGGGAUACAGACAACAACGGACAAGGAGACGCCUGUGACAAUGACGUAGAUGGAGAUGGUAUCCCCAACUUGCUGGACAACUGCCCCAAGAUCCCCAACCCCAUGCAGACAGACAGAGACAGGGACGGGGUAGGGGAUGCCUGUGACAGCUGCCCUGAGAUCAGCAACCCCAUGCAGACCGACAUUGACAACGACCUGGUUGGGGAUGUGUGUGACACUAACCAGGACACGGAUGGGGAUGGUCACCAGGACUCCAGGGACAACUGCCCGGACCAUCCCAACAGUUCCCAGCUGGACUCUGACAACGACGGUCUUGGAGACGACUGUGAUGAUGACGAUGACAACGAUGGGAUUCCAGAUGUCCAAGACAACUGCAGACUCAUCACCAACCCCAACCAGAAAGAUUCCAAUGUCAACGGGGUGGGCGACGUGUGCGAGAACGACUUUGACAAUGAUUCAGUCUGGGAUAUGAUUGAUGUUUGCCCUGAGAGUUCUGAGGUCACACUGACAGAUUUCAGAGCCUAUCAGACAGUUAUUCUGGACCCAGAGGGCGAUGCCCAAAUUGAUCCCAACUGGGUGGUGCUCAAUCAGGGAAUGGAAAUCGUUCAGACCAUGAACAGUGAUCCUGGUUUAGCUGUUGGCUACACAGCGUUUAAUGGAGUGGACUUUGAGGGCACUUUCCAUAUCAACACGGUGACAGACGACGACUAUGUGGGUUUCAUCUUUGGCUACCAGGACUCGUCGUCCUUCUACGUGGUGAUGUGGAAACAGACGGAGCAGACCUACUGGCAGUCGACUCCCUUCAGGGCCACGGCUCAACCUGGCCUGCAGCUCAAAGCUGUGAAGUCCCGUACUGGCCCCGGGGAGUACCUGCGUAACGCCCUAUGGCACGCGGGGGACACCGAUGAGGAGGUGAAGCUGCUAUGGUCGGACCCCAGGAACGUGGGCUGGAGGGACAAGACGUCUUACCGCUGGCAGCUGAAUCACAGGCCCCAGGUGGGCUACAUCAGGGUGAAGUUGUAUGAGGGGACAGAGAUGGUUGCCGACUCCGAUGUGGUGAUCGACACUACCAUGAGAGGUGGACGACUUGGGGUCUUCUGUUUUUCCCAAGAGAACAUUAUCUGGUCCAAUCUGCGUUAUCGCUGCAACGACACUGUUCCAGACGACUUCAACCAACACCGCAAACAGGUCCUGAUGCACAUCAAAGUGUGAGAGGUGUGGAGGAUGUGUGAGUGACAGGUUGUGUAGACGGACACCCUGACCAGCAGUCUCACACAGUCACCCAUGCUCUCACACAAACUCUCACACACCCACUCUUCAUCUUCAUAGGUCCUCACGGCAGAGUGAUGUUUUACAUGUGUGUUUGUGGGGUACAGACAUAAUUCGUCCCCACUGAAAUCAGUGCAGCCAAGCCUGAGUUUAAGCAAUAGCAAUGUCGUUACAUUAAAAAAAAACAUCAGGAAUGACACAAAAUAUUCAUGUCAUAGCUCCAUUAUGGUCAAAAGUCAUUUAAACUUCAACCAGUAAAUGGUAGCGAUUGCUAGCUUUGCUAAGUAUUCUACCUUUCUGGUUGCACACAAAAUAUUGAGAAAUUUGUUGUAACAGACAUUCCAAAAAAUUUUCUGGCUAAUAAUAAAACAGUCAUGAUAUUUAAUUUAAGAUAAUUCUGUAAUUUGAAUCAGCACAAACAGCAGAUUUUGAGGGAUUUUUACAUCCUUACCGUAGUAGUGGAGCGUGACCACUGUGAAUCGUCAUCCUGUGAGGAA